Messenger RNA from Arachis ipaensis, 878 nucleotides. NCBI's taxonomy places the organism in Eukaryota, Viridiplantae, Streptophyta, Magnoliopsida, Fabales, Fabaceae. The record is from RefSeq and is a predicted model, not a curated record.
AUGGUUGUAACAAUAUCCAGAUUUCAUUUGAUUCCUUCUUCCUUCAAAUUUUGUCAAGUAUCUCACCACCCGCUUAAUCACCAUGUACCCCGCGCAUGCGGCUCACCUUCCGAAUUACGCUCAGUGUUCCACAAUUUUCCCAAUAAGAAAGACAUAUUCCUCUACAAUGCGCUUUUCAGCAGCUACGUGCUCUACCGAUACAUCAUUUUGCUCUUCGUUGAAUUGGUUUCCGUGGCAGGACUUCUGCCGGACAAUUUCACGCUGUCGUGUGCUGUCAAGGCCUGCAUUGGGCUCAUAGAGGUGGAGCUCAGGGAAGUGCUUCACGCGCUUGCUUUGAAGCUAGGACUGUGCUCUGAUUCUUUUGUGGGAAAUGCGCUUAUUGUUAUGUAUGAUAAGUGUGGGUUUGUAGAGAGUGCGUUCAAGGUAUUUGAGAAAAUGUCUCGAAGAAACUUGGUUUCGUGGAACUCGAUUAUGCUUAUGUUCUCGGAGAAUAGACUUUUUGGUGAGAUUUGUGGUCUGUUUAAGGAGGUUUUGUUGAAUGGUGGUAGUGAUGAAGGUUCGGUUCCUGGUAUUACUACUAUGGUCACAAUGGUUCCUAUGGUGGCUGCAAUGAGUGAAGUGAAUUUGGGGAUGCUGCUUCAUGGUUUGGCUUUGAAAUUGAGUUUUUGAAAUUGGGACACUUACCGAAGAGUUGAAAGAAUAUUUAGAGAGAGAAAGAGAUAGAGAGAAAGAGAGAGAGAAAGAGAGAAAGAGAGUGAGUGAGAGAGGAUGAUGGUGGUAGUGAUGGAGACAAUUUGGGAUUUUUGAAUAGUUUUUUAAGGUUUGGAUAUUUCCAUCACACAGAACCCAUUUUUUUAUGGAUACAAUGGUCGUUUUCU